GCUGGCACUAAUGGCGGUAUCGGACUUCCUGAUAAUCGCCUUCGCAAUACAGGGUAUGCGUGAGUCCCUCGUGAUUCCCGUACCCCUAUAAUUGCUUUCAUCACCCUUCUUUUUAAGAGUUUUCCGAUCAGUAGAACAUGGCCGCACUCCGAGCGCCCCAACGAGAUUCACGACCCCGUUAAAAGCUCGAUCCUCCAACCAGGAUUCCCAACGACGAUGUCCUCUACACCUUCUACUAACAGUGACAUUAUAGCCAGUGUAUUCUCAGACUCGCUCCCAUCUGCUGGCACCAAUGGCGGUGUUGGAUUGUCUGACCCCGCCACUGCGAGCCAGCGUCGUUCAAUGCUGGAUCUUAUUAACCGCCUUCGUAAUACAGGGGUUCAGAGGGAUAUUGACCUCCCUAUGAUCGCUGUCAUUGGCAAUCAAAGUGCGGGAAAAUCAUCCCUCAUCGAAUCAAUUUCCGGUAUCACCCUUCCUCGUUCUCAGGGAACCUGCACAAGGUGUCCUACGGAGUGUAAGCUUACACAAGCAGACACACCUUGGACUUGCGUCGUCAAACUUCACUUUAUUACAGACGAACGUGGCUCACCCAUUAAACCCGAGAUCAAACCGUUUGGUGACCCCAUCUCUGAUAAGGUUCAUGUGGAAGAGCGUAUUCGCCGGGCACAGCGUGCAAUUUUGAACCCAAAAACUAACCAUGAAAAAUUCCUCGAAGUUGUCGAGGUCCCAUCAGGUGGAAAUGAAACAUCAUUUUCACGAAACUAUGUUUCCCUGGAGAUUAGUGGUCGAGAGCUCGCUGACUUGUCGUUUGUCGAUUUGCCUGGGCUUAUUGCGAGCGUUGGACUUGCAGGUAAUGUCAACGACAUUGAGUUAGUGAAAAACCUCGUCACAUCAUACAUCGAGAAGCCAAGCUGUCUGAUCCUUCUCACGGUUGCUUGCGAAACGGAUAUUGAGAAUCAAGGGGCGCGUCACCUUGCGAAGCAAUAUGAUCCAAAGGGGACUCGUACAGUGGGUGUCCUCACGAAACCAGAUCGCAUUCCCCGUGGCGAAGAAGAAUCAUGGAUCCGUCUCAUCCGAAACGAAGUCGAACCUCUUGAUAACAACUGGUAUUGUGUCAAGCAGCCUAGCUCGCACGAAAUUUCCCAAGGGAUCAACUGGGUUGGCGCUCGGAACAUGGAGAGAGACUUCUUUGCAACAACAAAACCGUGGUCCGGCCUCGAUUCGCAUCUACAUCAGUUCCUUGGAACCAGCAGACUCACAGAGCGACUCAGUGCAAUCCUUGCAGAGUUAAUCGCCAGAAGACUCCCUGAGAUUCAAGAAGAACUACAGGCGGUAAUACUACAAGCGCAGAGUGAACUUGGAGAAUUGCCGCCAGAACCGUCAAGCAAUCCCGUAGGCGAAAUCCAUCGUGUCCUGAACGGAUUCACCAGGGAGGUUUCGGAAUGUCUCAAAGGCACUCCUGACGAAAAUGGACUUGUGCAAACCAUCCGAACUCAUUCUGAGAGGUUCAAACGAGAAAUAUAUUUCACGGCUCCUAGUUUCGUGCCAUGGGAGCGGAAAGAUGCUCAACGGCACCCCGGAUUGCCCGCCAUCAAGUUUUUGUCAAAUGAGGAAAACAUUGGCCACGAUGAUGAAAGUGACGAUGAUGCGUCUGGUCCACUACCUGCCACGCUGCGUAGUAGCAAUAUCAUAUAUAUCGACGAGGUCAUGCAAAGAGCCAAAAAUGGCCGCACACGUGAACUGCCCGAUUACUAUCCCUUCGUUGUUCAAGAAGCCUACAUUUCCACGAUAGUGAAGAAAUGGCAAGAGCCUGCCAUCGACCUCUUCGACAUUGUAAAUAGCAUUAUGAGAGAAUCCAUUGAGAAAAUGGUGGAUGACCAUUUCGCACAUUUGGGGAAGGGUGGCGUCAAGCAAGCUGUAUUGAUGAUCGUUUAUGACCACCUUGACCUAGCUGCAGCUCGCGCGAAGGAGAAAAUGGAUUGGUUACUUCAAGUGGAGAGAGCGCCUGCAACCCUGAACACUCAUUACUACUCCGACUAUCGCGAUAAGUUCCUCGCGUACUACAGAGGCUGCAGAGACGAUAACCGUGGUAUUAUGUCCAACAUUCGAAAACUGGCAACCGACCGUAAUAGAGUAGAGACCGUGAACAAGGCGCUCUCUUCGCUGAAAGAGCUCGGAAUCUCAACGCAAGUUGAUGAUCUGGCCCGAUUGAUACCUUCUGAUCCAUUGGAGGUGGCGCUGGGAAUAAUGGCGAGCGUCCGAGGAUAUUUUCAAGUUGCAUACAAGCGUUUCGUUGACAUGGUGCCCUUGGCAAUCGACUAUGAAAUGGUCCGAGGACUGGAACGCGGCCUCGACGAGGCCCUCCUUGACGGACUGCAGGUCACAGGUGCUGAUGCACAUGAACGCUGCGCUGCGAUGCUUCAAGAACCUGCAGCUAUUGCAUCGAAGAGACAGGAACUGUCGAAGAAGUUGGAGAGACUGCGUGCGGCACGUACUGAACUGAAGCGGUUGACUGUUUGAUAGUUAUAAUCAUUCUGCUUGUCUUUUUCGAGCUCUGUCUUUGUUUCACUAAGCGCCAAACCACGUUUUGCUCACUACCUGAUUGACAAUUGUAUUUCACUUCGAACUUGAUUGACGUUGCGAAGAAGCGCAGGUGCCGUUCUCUCAUC
Messenger RNA from Pisolithus orientalis, 2669 nucleotides. Its product is annotated as P-loop containing nucleoside triphosphate hydrolase protein. Bases 217 to 2520 code for a protein of 767 amino acids. The record is from RefSeq and is a predicted model, not a curated record. Lineage: Eukaryota; Fungi; Basidiomycota; Agaricomycetes; Boletales; Pisolithaceae. The transcript has 9 exons. Gene Ontology annotation, molecular function: GTPase activity; GTP binding; microtubule binding. Gene Ontology annotation, cellular component: membrane; cytoplasm; microtubule.